GGAUGGGCUUUGGCUUGUCAGAGGGAGGGAGAAAGAAAGAAAGAGAGAGCGCGAGAGAGAGAGAGGUGUGCCGCUCCUUCCCUCCCUCCCUCCCUCUCUCUACCUGCCUUUUCCUCUUCCUCCGGAGAGUGUCCAAACUAGAGCUCCCCAACUCCGACUUUCCUUUUCCCUUCCGAGGCAAAGAGAGGGGAGCGCACCAAACUCGAGGAACUUGUUCGCCCGCUCCCCUUGGCUGCCUCGGCCAGGUUGUUUUUAAAAGGGAGGGCAUAUGACAAAAGGGAAGCCUGGAGGAAGCAUGCGAGAGAGCUGAGCCAAACACACACCCGGCCGGAGACGGGGAUUCUGCCUGGAGACGGAGAGGGAGCAGCUAGCAGGAUGAAUUCAGAAAGGGAUUCAGAAACCACCUUUGAUGAGGAUUCCUCCCAGCCCAACGAUGAAGAGGUGCCAUACAGUGACGAUGAAACGGAGGACGAAUUGGACAUCCAGCCUGCAGUUGAGCCAGAGCAGAAUCGCAUCAACAGAGAAGUGGAAGCAACUCGAGAGACACUUAGAAAAGAUUGCAAUUGGCAAGUUAAAGCAAAUGACAGAGCCUUCCAUGAACAGCCUCAGUUUAUGAAAACAGAAUAUCUGUGCCUUAAGAAAAGUAAAUAUGCAGGGAAUGCAAUUAAAACCUAUAAGUAUAAUCCGAUCACCUUCUUGCCAUUGAAUUUAUUUGAGCAGUUUAAAAGAGCAGCCAAUUUUUAUUUCCUGGUUCUACUUAUUUUACAGACAAUUCCUCAAAUAACUACCCUCUCAUGGUAUACAACUCUGAUCCCUUUGCUGUUGGUUCUGGGCAUCACGGCAAUCAAAGAUCUAGUGGAUGAUGUUGCCCGACAUCGGAUGGAUAAUGAAAUUAACAACCGGAACUGUGAUGUUAUUAGGGAGGAGAGAUUCAUAAAUGCAAAAUGGAAAGACAUUAAAGUUGGAGAUGUUAUUCGUCUGGGGAAAAAUGCCUUUGUCCCAGCUGAUAUUCUUCUGCUGUCCAGUUCAGAACCUCAUAGCCUUUGUUAUGUAGAGACUGCCGAAUUAGAUGGUGAAACCAACUUGAAGUUCAAAAUGUCACUGGAUGUGACAGACAGAUAUCUUCAAGAAGAAAGAGCCUUGGCAGCCUUUGAUGGCUUAGUCGAAUGUGAAGAACCCAACAAUCGGCUGGAUAAAUUCACAGGGACGUUGAUAUGGAAAGGAAGGCGCUACGGUCUGGAUGCUGACAAAAUCUUGUUACGUGGCUGUAAAAUCCGGAACACAGAUGUGUGCCAUGGACUUGUCAUAUUUGCAGGAGCAGACACAAAAAUAAUGAGAAACAGUGGAAAAACACGCUUUAAAAGGACUAAAAUUGACUCCCUUAUGAAUUACAUGGUUUAUACAAUCUUCAUUUUGCUCAUCUUGGUUUCUGCCGGCUUGGCUAUUGGACACACAUACUGGGAACAGCAGAUUGGCAAUUCCUCUUGGUAUCUCUAUGAUGGAAAAGAUUAUACACCUUCAUACCGUGGCUUCCUUAACUUUUGGGGCUACAUCAUUGUCCUCAACACCAUGGUUCCCAUAUCCCUCUAUGUAAGUGUUGAGGUGAUCCGUUUGGGACAAAGCUACUUUAUCAACUGGGACUUGCAGAUGUAUUAUCCGCCGAAAGACACACCUGCUAAAGCAAGAACCACCACUUUGAAUGAACAGCUCGGACAGAUCCACUAUAUCUUCUCGGACAAGACGGGCACAUUGACUCAGAAUAUCAUGGCAUUCAAAAAAUGUUGCAUCAGUGGAGAAACAUAUGGAGAGAACAGAGAUAAAACAGGGGAAAUACAACAUCGUCCUGUGCAAGCUGAUUUCAGCUGGAAUAUGUAUGCUGAUGGAAAGCUCACAUUUCAUGAUCAGUAUCUGAUUGAGAAGAUUAAGCAGGGAAAGGAACCUGAAAUCCGGCAGUUCUUCUUCCUGCUUGCACUCUGUCACACAGUGAUGGUGGACAAUAGUGAUGGUGAGCUCAACUAUCAGGCUGCUUCACCUGAUGAAGGUGCAUUAGUAACUGCUGCCAGAAACUUUGGUUUUGUUUUUCUUUCACGGACACAAAAUACUAUUACAAUAAGUGAAAUGGGAACUGUAAAAACGUAUGAUGUUCUUGCCAUUCUGGACUUCAACAGCGACAGAAAACGGAUGUCAGUUAUCACAAGAGAACCAAAUGGAGCAAUCAGGCUGUAUUGUAAAGGGGCGGAUACAGUGAUUUAUGAACGCCUACAUCGGAAUGAUCCCCAAAAGCAGACUACAGAACGUGCACUGGAUAUCUUUGCAAGUGAAACCCUUAGAACAUUAUGUCUUUGCUACAAGGACAUCAGCAACGAAGAGUAUGAGGCAUGGAAUAAAAAAUUCAUGGCUGCUAGUGUUGCUUUGAGAAACCGUGACGAAGCUCUGGACAAGGUGUAUGAAGAAAUUGAACAAAAUUUAAUUCUCCUGGGUGCCACGGCAAUUGAAGACAAGCUACAAGAUGGAGUUCCAGAAACAAUAUCCAAGCUGUCAAAGGCAGAUAUAAAGAUCUGGGUGUUGACUGGUGACAAAAAAGAAACUGCAGAAAACAUUGGGUUUUCAUGUGAACUUUUGACAGAUGAAACUACUAUCUACUAUGGAGAAAACAUCAGUGCUCUUCUGCAAACAAGGCUGGAAAACCAGAAGAACCGAACUGGAUCUAAUGCAAACUCAUCUCAUGGGGAUAAUGAAAACUUUUUUCCACCAGGUGGGAAUCGGGCUCUCAUUAUCACAGGUUCAUGGUUGAAUGAAAUUCUUUUGGAGAAGAAAAAGAAGAAAAAGAAACUCCUGAAACUGAAGUUUCCAAGAACGAUGGAAGAAAAGCAAAAGCAAAUGGAGAGUAAAAGAAGAGCAGAGCUGAACAAGGAGCAGCAGCAGAGGAACUUUGUGGACUUGGCUUGUGAGUGCAACUCCGUGAUCUGCUGCCGCGUGACUCCGAAGCAAAAGGCCAUGGUGGUGGACCUCGUGAAGAGAUACAAGAAAGCCAUCACUUUGGCCAUUGGAGAUGGUGCUAAUGAUGUAAAUAUGAUCAAAACUGCCCAUAUUGGUGUUGGAAUAAGUGGACAAGAAGGGAUGCAAGCAGUCAUGUCUAGUGAUUAUUCUUUCGGCCAGUUCAGAUACCUCCAAAGGUUGUUGCUUGUUCAUGGACGGUGGUCAUAUAUAAGGAUGUGCAAAUUCCUUCGGUAUUUCUUCUACAAAAACUUUGCGUUUACUUUAGUUCACUUCUGGUACUCCUUCUUCAAUGGUUAUUCAGCUCAGACUGCUUAUGAAGAUUGGUUUAUCACACUCUACAAUGUACUAUAUUCCAGCCUUCCAGUCCUACUCGUUGGGUUGCUUGACCAGGAUGUGAGUGACAAGCUGAGCAUACGGUUUCCUAGCUUAUACAUAUUGGGACAGAGAGACUUGCUUUUCAACUACAGAAAGUUCUUCAUCAGCCUCUUCCACGGAGUUGUAACCUCCCUAAUUAUUUUCUUCAUACCUUAUGGCGCUUAUCUACAAACUAUGGGGGAAGAUGGAGAAGCACCCUCUGAUUACCAGUCAUUUGCAGUUACAGCAGCUUCUUCUCUCAUAAUUGCAGUGAAUUUUCAGAUGGGUCUGGAUACAUCUUACUGGACAUUUGUUAAUGCUUUCUCAAUAUUUGGGAGUAUAGCACUUUACUUUGGCAUUACAUUUGAUCUACACAGUUCUGGGAUACAUGUCCUGUUCCCUUCUGCUUUUCAGUUUACAGGUACUGCUCCAAACGCUCUCCGGCAGCCAUAUAUCUGGUUGACAAUAAUAUUGUCUGUUGCAAUUUGCUUGCUUCCUGUGGUCGCACUUCGUUUCUUGACCAUGACUAUUUGGCCUACAGAAAGUGAUAAGAUCCAGAAGAACCGCAAGAAGUACAAGGCGGAGGAGGAAACGUGGAGGCGAAGGCCAAGCGUCUUCCGUCGGGGGGUAUCGGGGCGCCGUUCAGCGUACGCCUUCUCCCACCAGCGUGGUUACGCCGACCUUAUUGCUUCUGGGCGGAUCAUUCGAAGAAGGCGAGCUUCAUUAACUGCAGUCCUUGGCAACAAUUUGGCAGAAGUCAGGCGAGCGGAAGAAGCCAGCUGAUGACUCCCUGUGUCCCAAAGAAAGAAGGAUUUAAAAAAGGAAAAAUCAAUUGCACAAAUUUUUAUCUUUAUUUUUAAUGAAAGACUCAGGAUUCUUUUUAAAAGACACUUUUAUGCAAGGUUAUGAAGACAAACUGGUUUUCUUUCCCAAGUGACUUGGUUGGGGAUUGUUGAACUGGAAAAAACUAAGUGAAAUAUUAAAUCGCUGACCUUUGUAUAAAUACCUGUUCUGUGUGAAACUGAAGGAUACAAAAUAAUCCUCGGACUUUAAAGCCCAGCAGUUUAAAGGGCUUUGUUUUUUUUAAAAGUACUUAAAACGUUCAUUCUUUUUUAAAAUUGCAGUGGUGAAAUAAAGUUGAAUUAAGAUUUCACGCAGAGCUUGAAAAAGUUGCUUUUUAAAGGUACGACUCCCAAUGACCGCAAUGGCCAAGGGGUACUGGGAGUUAUAGUUCAAAAAAGCAAUUUUUGAAGCUCUGGUUUCAUGCCUCGACACCAAAGAUGAACAGCAGAGAGCAAAACAAUUGUGUGUGCCACUUUGUGCCUUUAAUUUAUUCAAACAUAAUGGCAAUUUUUAGGUAACCAAAGAUCUAUAUUUUUUCUGCUCUUUGUAUGUCAAGUUAGCUGUCUGAUUUUUCUUUGUAAGCACCCUGAAAACAUGAUUCAUGAAGCAUGAAUGAUGAUGGUCUACCCAGUAUGCUUUCACAAUUUUCAGGAACUUGACUUGGCAAAAGAAAAAAAGACAAUAUUUUUAAAGCUCAGGCAAAGUACACUUCAUAAAAAUGUUAGGAAUUGUGGAAGUCCAAAACACCUGAAGGGCCCAAGUUUGCCCAUGCCUGCUCUAGAGACAUCUAGAACAUUUUACAGAAAUCUAGAACCUGUUUUAGAGAGCAACUUGUUUGGCCAUAUAAUCUCAUUUUGGGGGCAUACUUAGUACCAAAUUCCAAUUAAAUUAAUGGUAUUUGCAUAGCAACAGGACUUUGUGGAUUAUGGCCUUUUCUUAGUCUCGUAUUUUAUACUACAGACUUUUUAUAUCCUUUGUAUCUGUCUGAGUAAAAGGAAAGUAAUCUGGAAUCGGUGGAGGGUUUACUCCUGGCAUGCCUUCUUGUGGAUAUGCAGAGGAAUGCCCUUCUCAAUUAGUUUUACUGAGUUGGGUAGCAGCCUAACACUUGGCUUGUGGAAGUCAUUCCUAUCUAGUCUUUUCCUAACCUUUUUUGCAGCAGCCAUGUAUGGACACUGUCAGGCUUGAAAGGCACUUACAUUGUCUAUUUCGCCACCUGUGUGGCAAAGUAGCUAAGCAUGGUUUCUUGAUAUGUGAUGACACAUCUAACAUGGAUGAGUGAAGUCCAUGUAGAAACUCUGUUGUAUGUGAAGCAGACCAAACUGGUCAAAGCAUUUUGUUCACUGGGUGAUGGUUUUAUAAAAGCACAAAUUGCAGCAAGCGAAUAGUUCACAUUUGGGAUGAAUCAAUGUCACUAUGUUUUAAUAGUAAAAACAAUUUGCCGGGUUUUUAACUUUAUGUAUGUAUAUCUUGAAGAGUUUGGAAUGCUUAUUAUUGGGACUUACAAUUUCCAUACUUCCUUUGAAACGAUGGCCAUUGAUCUUGCUAGCUAAAGAAUUAUGGAAAAUGGUGUUCCCCUAAAUAACACUUCCAAACGCUGACAUCUUCACGGGUUGUGUGUAUGUUUAUGUGUACCUGUCUGUGUGUAUGUUGGAACAUACAAAUGGUUUACAUUUCAACAUUUUCAGCAUACACCAGUUUAUCUUUCUAAAUGUUCAUAAUUUCAUGGAAACGAGAGAGAUAAAUGAUGCAAUCAGGUGUAUAUGUUUAUUAUAUGUUAUCAGCAUGACGUGUACAUUUCUUCAUUAUUAUUAUUUAUGGAAAAGUUUACAGCUUUUCUUUUCAGUGAUAGGAGAUUGCGCUUAGCCUUAAAUACUUUACUCCAAACACAAGGAAAUGGUUGGCCACAUGUUUUCAGGCAUCUGAUUUGGGUGCAAUAUUUGCAAUCUUUAAUGUGCUGAUUGAACCGAAUCCUUUGUAUACUUGUCUCCAAAACUAUGUGUGAUUAAUUGUCUGUGAAAUGAUGAUAAUGUAUAUAGUUGACAUACCUUAAUUUUUAAAAAGUUUUUGACCAAUGUGAAGAAAA
This is a messenger RNA of Anolis carolinensis (green anole), 6280 nucleotides long. It is a transcript of the gene atp8b1, whose product is annotated as ATPase phospholipid transporting 8B1. The transcript is spliced from 28 exons. The record is from RefSeq and is a predicted model, not a curated record. Gene Ontology annotation, molecular function: ATP binding; ATP hydrolysis activity; ATPase-coupled intramembrane lipid carrier activity. Gene Ontology annotation, cellular component: trans-Golgi network; plasma membrane. Gene Ontology annotation, biological process: phospholipid translocation; Golgi organization. Bases 376 to 4137 code for a protein of 1253 amino acids. Lineage: Eukaryota; Metazoa; Chordata; Lepidosauria; Squamata; Anolidae.